This is a messenger RNA of Paraphaeosphaeria sporulosa, 543 nucleotides long. Its product is annotated as ribonuclease III. The transcript has 2 exons. Gene Ontology annotation, biological process: siRNA processing. Lineage: Eukaryota; Fungi; Ascomycota; Dothideomycetes; Pleosporales; Didymosphaeriaceae. Bases 31 to 468 code for a protein of 145 amino acids. Gene Ontology annotation, molecular function: RNA binding; ribonuclease III activity. The record is from RefSeq and is a predicted model, not a curated record. Gene Ontology annotation, cellular component: nucleus; RISC complex; cytoplasm.
AUCGAAACAUUUUCGCAAGUAAUCUCAACAAUGACAGAUGUGAAGUGGUUCCAAAACCAUCUCCCCUAUCAUUUCAAAGACUGCUCUCUGCUCGAAGAAGCGUUUCUCGCUGCUGGAGCCUCAAUUUCCCGAUCCGAUGUUGAAGGCCCGGAAAAAGGAAAUAAACGACUAGCUUUGGUAGGAGAUGCCGCGUUGCGCCUCGCAGUAAUCGACGAUUGGUACAAAGACAACACUGAGCCAUCCGCGGGCCAUGAGCGCUUUUUAAGUGUCGGGACGAACGACCACUUGAAACAGAUUGCAAUCAAGUGGGGGAUGGAGAGACUUAUCGUGGAAAAUCCCACUCAAAAAGGACAAUACCCAAGGGAAACGAUGGCAGCGACCGUGGAGGCAAUCAUUGGAGCCGUCUGGGUCGAUUCUGAUAAAAAUCUCGCUGCGGUACAGAAGGUUUUGAACACUCUGAACGACUGACGAUCUUAAGAAAAAACACCGCAUGCGGAAGUCAUACGUCACAUCUAGGGGAUUUCGUACGUCACUCACUUAACU